Messenger RNA from Coregonus sp. 'balchen', 330 nucleotides. NCBI's taxonomy places the organism in Eukaryota, Metazoa, Chordata, Actinopteri, Salmoniformes, Salmonidae. The record is from the annotation of a GenBank genome assembly.
AUGUACUAUCAGGCUUUUGGUCUUGAUAAUGAGUCUCUGAAGAGCCUUGCUGAUAGAACAAAUGUGCCAGUGGAGGAGCUGAAAGCAAUCCUCAAGUCCCCUCUGAACAAGGAGAUAUCCCAAGACAUGGUUAUCAAAAUGCUGACCAAAACAACUGGGGCAACAUUGAUGCUGGUUGAGUACUUAUUGAGUACCAUUCCAGUCUUUGGCUCCACAGCUGCAUGUGGCAUUUCAUAUGGCACCACCUACUACAUGCUGAACAACUGUCUGAAUGAGCUGGCCGAAGAUGCACAAAAUGUACUGAUGAAGGCACUGAAGGUCGAUGAGUGA